CGUUGACAACUCCAGUGCUUUCUGUCAGGCGGGAACAGUAUUUAUCUGAUAUAAAUGUUCGCAUCGUUUAAAAAAGUUUGGACAGUUUGGGAGAGUGAUGACACGUUCCAGGUAUGCGGCAGCGGCUGUGUGCGUUUAAUGAGGAUUUUGGAUAUUUAACUGGCAGACAGUUUGAUGAACUUCAGCUCCACGUUCGAUAUUUAGCCGGCGGGUCAGUUAAAAUUGGUCUGCUAUUUCAAUAUUUGGACAAUUUCCACAUAUGGAAACAGAUAGUUCAAAGAUAGCGAGGUUUUAGCUGAGUGUUGAGAUGGGUAAAGAUUAUUACAGGAUUCUGGGCAUCGAGAAAGGAGCCUCUGAUGACGAGAUCAAGAAAGCCUACAGAAAACAAGCGCUAAGAUUUCACCCCGACAAAAACAAAUCAGCCGGAGCUGAAGAUAAAUUCAAAGAGAUCGCCGAAGCUUAUGAUGUCCUGAGCGAUGCCAAGAAGAAAGACAUCUAUGACAGAUACGGAGAGGACGGGCUUAAAGGACAUGCUGGCAGUGGCACUAAUGGUCCCAGCUACACUUUUCACGGCGAUCCUCACGCUAUGUUCGCGGAGUUCUUUGGUGGACGUAGCCCGUUUGAUCAGUUCUUUGCAUCUGCUGGGGGUGCAGAUGAUGAUAUGGACAUUGACGACCCAUUUGCAGCUUUUGGGAUGGGUGGAAUGGGCGGCUUCCCUAGAUCUUUCAAGUCCCGGGUAGCAGGUGCACACGGGGGCCGGGAAAAGAAGAAAGACCCCCCAGUGGUGCACGAGCUUAAGGUGAGCCUUGAAGAAGUGUUCUCUGGUUGCACAAAAAAGAUGAAGAUCUCGCGCAAGAGGUUGAACCCGGACGGUUGCUCCAUGCGCACGGAAGACAAGAUCCUCACUGUGGAUAUCAAGCGUGGCUGGAAGGAGGGGACUAAGAUUACCUUUCCCAAAGAGGGAGACGAGACGCCCACCAACAUUCCUGCCGACAUAGUGUUUGUGGUCAAGGACAAAAUGCACUCUGUUUUUCGGAGAGAAGGCUCUGACAUCAUCUAUGCUGCAAAGAUAUCCCUCAGAGAUGCUCUAUGUGGCUGCACCAUCAUUGCUCCCACCCUGGAUGGUAGAACUGUCACAGUGACAUCACGUGAUGUCAUCAAACCUGGCAUGAAGAAGAGGAUUGUCGGAGAGGGACUGCCACUGUCUAAAUAUCCUGAGAAGAGAGGAGACAUGGUGCUGGAGUUUGUAGUGAAAUUUCCAGACAAGUUGGUACCGAGUACUCGUGAAGCUCUGGUUCAGAUCCUACCACCUUGAUCGUUGCAAUCACUAGAGCAGAGACUUCCUGCCUACAUGACGAGAGCCCAGACAGAUCCUUUGAUUGGGCCUAUCGGAUUCACUAGAUAUAUUGAACCUUUGAAAGCGUCAGUGAUACACAUACAAAUUCGCCAAGCUCUGAGAAACAUAAAAGAGCUCAAGUAAAUUAAUUUAUAGCCCCAUUACUUAUUAAUGCAACGCACUUUUUCAAAUCAUUGUGGAACAUUUCAGAAGUAAUAUACAGUACUGACUCCCAUACAUAGUUUUUCAGUACCUCAGAGUCAAUGCUCAUGUUUUGAUUGUCCUGUUUUACUGCUUCAGGUUCCCUUGCCCUGAAUCUAUGUUUAUAUAUUCUUUUAUUAAAAUGUAUUCCAAUUUUAGACUCUGCUGUCACAAUUUUACCAUGGUGUACUGUCCUCUUUUUCAGACAGGAUUGGGCAAAUUUCAGAACUUAGGAAUCAGCUCCUUUUCAAUUGAUGAGUUGGAACUUGAAGUGAAUUGGCCACAUCUCACAGGAUGUUGAAUUGGAAUUUGACUGAUUAGAAGGACAAUGAAUUACUGAAUUGGAGGGCUGGGUAAAAAUAUAGAUAUUCCGAUCUUCAUUUUAAUGAUAUCGACUUUUAAAGUCUCAAUUUCAAUCUUUUACUCUGUGUGCAACCCUUAAUAAUAUGACUUAAUUUUGUGCUAUUCAAUUAAAAAUGUCUAUGAUUAGCCACUGGCUGGUAAAUGUUCAGAUUUCACUCACAAGUGAUGGAGUGGAGAAGAGGUUACAAUGCGUGUUAAGAGUAAAAGUCCAGUUUUGCUUGUUCCGUGUAGUACUUGUCCAAAGAAGAUUGAAUGUUAUUGAAUGUCUCUUAAUAUCCUUUCUGUUCUUUACAGUUAGUUAUUGAUCAAAAACAACACAAAAAGAAACAUUUAAUUCUAAUCACAAAUUGCAUGGAUGAGGUUAAGAAGUCAGUCAACUAAAACACUCUUGUUAGAAUCGCUGAACUGCCACAAUUCUUAAAGAGACAUAACGGUUUAGGCACUUGUUCAACAUAUCAAUGUAAAAUAAUUGUAAUUAGAACAAAUUAGGCACGUAAACUAUAAACACGUAACUGUAUCCGCCUUAUUUUUCAUAGAAAACAGGGAGCCACCAUUAUCAACCAUGAAUGUGGAUCUCUUCCAGUAUAAGCCACCUCAAGCCAUUUCAGAGAUGCAAAAAUAAUAAUUUAUAUUGCAGGCUGGCAAUACAUGUGAUCGUAUUAUUAUAAUUCAUUAUUGUGUUCAUAAACAGAGUUUGAAGCGCAUAUACUUUUACUGUUUGCGUCUUCAACUUUCUUUGCACCACAACUGCAUCUUGUUUCAUCUUGGCAAAAUAAUAAACGCAUUAUUCUCUCCAUUCUUGUCAGAGCAUUCUCUCUUUCUUAGAGGUGCAUGUAAACAGACAUGCUCUCAUUCAGAAAGGCUAAAAUAAAGAUAAAAAUAAAGACAUCACAGGAGGUUAUGCAGGGACAAAUUAAUGGAGGUUUACAUGAAAGCACAUUUUAUUGUCUCUUCAAUACUUCACACAGCAAAAAGUUAAUUAUCUACUUACUCUUUUACUAUAAAUGCUGAUGUUCGAAAAUGUUCCAACAUUAGGAUAUUAUUCUGCUGUACAUACUGUGGUUGUGUGAUAGUUUAUAAGCACAUAGCACUAAAUAACGGAAAAUAUUAUCCUUUAUUUACGCUGAGGUCCAUGACAGCGGAACUUUGUCACACUUGCUGGAAAUGCAGCCGCUUGCUUGCUUCCAUGUUGCAAAAUAAGGUGGAUAUAUGCAAUAUAAUAUGUGCGAUUUCAAGACGUCACAUUUAUGGGUUGAAUACAUGGAAUAAAAUGAUGAAAAAGUAAAGAUAAAAUUGUCAUAUUAAUAUUUUCAUAAACUACCUAGUUAACUGAUCCUCUGUAUAAUUAACAGCAUUAGCUAAGAGAAUUUAGAAUUGGAAAUAUGGAUCAGUACCCAGCCCUACUGAAUUGUAAUUCAAAGAAAUUCAGCACAAGGGACAAUAGAGGAAUUGCAUUAGUCCAACACAACAAAAUUUUACAAGAACAGAUAACUUAAAAGGUGUAUGUAUUAAAAUUACAAUUACAGAAUUAUAUGUAAAAAAAAAAUAAUUAUUUGAAUUUCAUUCCAUUUUUAUUUCAUUUCUUAAAAUUUUUGUUAGAAUUCUGUAUCCUGUUUCCUACAUUGAUUGAAAUACAAUAGAAAAUCUGAAAUUGAAUCGGAAUUUAAAAGCAAUUCUCAAUUCAGCUAUGAAUCGCACAAAACCCUCCUUUCAAGGAAUCAUCCCCUCUUAACAUAUUCGUUUUUACACGCUUAAAUAGUGAGUAAAACGUUGAGUUUGUGUGUGCAGCUGUGAGUGUGAAAGCCAAUGUUGGGACUACAGGGAGAUAAAGUGCAGCAGCACAGCUGGUUUAGAUUAGGGAUGGGCAUUACCAUUAUCUGUAACUGGCCCUGGAACUUCACAAGGGCUCUUGAGUACUUUUAUCACAGUGCUUCCAGAGCUCUCUUUGUUAUGUUGCAGAUAACACAUGCUUGUUCCCUGCUGGGAGUGACCCAUGACGAGUUACUGAGGUCUAUAUAUCACCAGUGUGCACUUGAGGAUUUAAAUGCAACAAAAUCAUUAUUGAUCUUAUUUACUUCAUUAACACAUAUUCCUUGUCUCAUUGUACAAUGUUCAUCAAAGCACGUUAUUCCAAAGAAAAAAAAAAAGGUUGAUUUUGUAAUCUUUCAUCAAAAUGUAAUAACUUGCUCUGCCUUUCAAACGACUUUCCUCUUUGGCUUACAUUACUAAUUCCAACUCCUCCCCUCCAAUAACCUGGGUCAUUCUAGAAUGUAACAGCCUCCUUUAACGUUGCAGUCAAUUCCCAAUGCGUAAAAACAAGUCCCACCCUACAUUUUUCCUUAUUGAACAUCCUGAUUCAUUCAGAAAUGUCAGCUCAUGGAGGUAAAAUGGUUUGCGAAUGGUGUUUCACGUUGACUUCAACUUCAGGCUGCUCCAGAGAGACCAUACUUGCUUUAGAGUACUUGUUUUUUGCAGAAGUAACCAAAGACGUCUCAAGUUAAAAGAAAACCCUGAAUGUAGCUUUAAUUAAUGUCUAAUGGGUAAUAUUUGCUAACUAGUGCUGAUUCAUGGGAUUAUACAGUUCAAAUCUUUAAAUGAACGCUAGAAAACAUCUAAACCCAAUUUAAACUUAUAAUGUUAUUGUUGAAAUUAUUUCUUAAUAUCCAGUGUGUGAAUAUUUCUAAAUGAAAUUCUGAUUAUAUACUUAAUGUUAAGGAGAUCAUUAUGGAUGUUGAUGAAAUAGUGGGGAUCUAAUAGACCAUAUUGGAUAAUGCAUCUUAGGACUGCCAUCUUUAACCUGGUUUUAUAAGAAGGUUUGUGCCAAACUUGAUCUGGGUAUGCAGAAUGUAUUUGAUUACGAGUGCACAUGUGCACACUUACAUUGUUUCAAGAACUUCCCUGACUAUUGCUGGGGUCAUCAGCAUGCUUUGUAUUUGACAUUCACUGAAAGUUUUUGGGUUAAACUUCAGGUGUAACACUUUAAAGGAAUUGUUUAGCUGUUCUUUUUGAGUAACUUCAUUUGACAUGUUUGACAACUUUUUCUCUUUUGCAUAAUUGUUUUUAUUUACUGCAAUUAAAGGCUU
Xyrauchen texanus (razorback sucker) is the source of this 4983-nucleotide messenger RNA. Its product is annotated as dnaJ homolog subfamily B member 1-like. NCBI's taxonomy places the organism in Eukaryota, Metazoa, Chordata, Actinopteri, Cypriniformes, Catostomidae. Bases 308 to 1315 code for a protein of 335 amino acids. Gene Ontology annotation, cellular component: cytosol. Gene Ontology annotation, molecular function: Hsp70 protein binding; transcription corepressor activity. The record is from RefSeq and is a predicted model, not a curated record. The transcript has 3 exons.